Messenger RNA from Aphis gossypii (cotton aphid), 405 nucleotides. RefSeq lists its product as uncharacterized. Gene Ontology annotation, molecular function: nucleic acid binding. The transcript has a single exon. The record is from RefSeq and is a predicted model, not a curated record. NCBI's taxonomy places the organism in Eukaryota, Metazoa, Arthropoda, Insecta, Hemiptera, Aphididae. Bases 1 to 405 code for a protein of 134 amino acids.
AUGUCAUUGGUGAAACAUUUGUUGUUGGAAAAGGUGCAGGAAAUUAGACAUCAUCACGACAAAUACGUAAUCGAUGAAAAAGCUUUGAAAUCAAACAAAACUGUACUACGUCUUCCGUCUUACCACUGCGAAUUGAAUGCGAUAGAAAUGGCGUGGUCGGUUGUGAAAAAUCACGUGAAAAAAAACAACACUUCAUUCAAAAUUAACGACGUAAGACAAUUACUGAUCGAUGGCAUCAAAAAAGUUACACCAGACAUGUGGGCCAAUUUUGUAAGUCAUGCAAUAAAAGAAGAAAACAAACUCUGCACUGUUGACAACAAUACGGAUGAACUAUUGGAUCAAGAAGAUACAUCGCAUGUCAUGCAAAUCACAGGGGACACUUCUUCUUCCGAUGAUUCAGAUUGA